AUGUCGAGUCUGGAGCAGCCCUUGUACAGCAGGGGCAGGGAACCUGGUCAUCGAUACCGCCGACCUCUAAUUGAGCAAUGCACCAAUAAGUGGCGAGAUGAGUCACCUCAUCGAUAUGAGAUGUCUCCCGACCGUGCCACCCCAGGGGAAGAUUUUGUGGAUUGUCUGGAAGACUUGUGGGACAAUACCACCACCCUCGUGAAGGCUCCCAGGUUUCGCAGACUCUUGGCUGUGGCAUUCGUGGCUAUCGUGAUCACAGUCGUGUUGUGUAUCAAAGUUUGGCCAUUCGUCGACGAGGAAAGAAUACUCCUGGCUUCCGUGGGCAAGAGCGGGACUUCAGCCUCGGGGGGAUUAUUUGGGCUGAAUUUACGGCCUCAUUUUCCUGGCAUGACCCAGGUGCAGACACUUGAUCCCCUUCUCCUCCCACGAUUGCCUCGUGGGCGUUCUCCUGAAGCUGGAAAUAAGACAAGAUUGAUUUUCGUGGGAGAUAUCCAUGGCUGCCGAGAUGAUUUGGAAGCUUUGCUGAACAAGACGCACUUCAAUCCGGUCACCGACCAUCUGAUUGCGUUGGGAGACAUGGUUUCCAAGGGCCCUGAUUCACGCGGAGUCAUCGACCUUUUGCGUGGUUACAAUGCCUCCUGUGUUCGCGGAAAUCAUGAUGAUCGACUGUUGUUGCUGGUCGAGGAUUUACAGUCCACGUCUUUGACCUCUAAGAAGAAUUCCCACUUCCCCUCCGAUCUCGCCGCACAGGCUGCUGUGAGUAGGGAUACUUCGCUGAAGGAGCUUGCCUUGUCAUUGGAUGAGGCCCAGAUCGAGUGGCUUGCAUCGUGUCCGGUCAUUCUUCGGAUCGGAACCAUGAAGGCUUUCCACGGUGAGACUGUUGCCGUUCAUGGAGGCCUUGUCUUGGAUGUUCCUCUAGAACAGCAGGACCCGCUUUCAGUCAUGAACAUGCGAACAAUGGAUCUGCGAACACACGUACCGUCAGAGAAACAUGAACAGAAGGGAGGCCAUGCAAAAGCUUGGUACAAAUUAUGGAAUAAACAUCAACAGUUGUUGCCUACACGACAAGGCUGGAGCCGCCUCAAGAGUCUCGGGAGAAAGAAACCUGCCGAGAAGCAAAUGACAGUCAUCUACGGACAUGAUUCUAAGACGGGCUUGAAGCUGCGAAAAUAUACGAAAGGGCUCGACUCUGGCUGUGUGGUCGGAGGGAAACUCACGGCGUUGGUGGUGAACGGCAACGGCAAACAGAAGAUCGUUCAAGUCGAUUGUAAAGGUGGUCGCUGA
This is a messenger RNA of Exophiala oligosperma, 1284 nucleotides long. RefSeq lists its product as uncharacterized. Gene Ontology annotation, molecular function: endopolyphosphatase activity; phosphatase activity. The record is from RefSeq and is a predicted model, not a curated record. The coding region runs from base 1 to 1284 and encodes 427 amino acids. The transcript has a single exon. NCBI's taxonomy places the organism in Eukaryota, Fungi, Ascomycota, Eurotiomycetes, Chaetothyriales, Herpotrichiellaceae. Gene Ontology annotation, biological process: polyphosphate catabolic process. Gene Ontology annotation, cellular component: cytoplasm.